AGAGAAGAGGGAAAGACGUCUUUUUUCUGCAGAGGUAUCUGAAAGAACAGGGAAAGUGGGCUGGUGUAGCUAUAUGGAAUUCGUUUGCUGGAAGAGGAGGAGUAUGACUGUAAUUAAAUGAAAAAAAAAAACAAAAAAAACUUGAGACUGAUUUGUUAGGAUCGAGCAGUCGGGAGGGUGUUACCGGUCGAUAUUAUAUCAAGUUUGAAAAGCAAAUACGGGAUCAGAAAUUUGGCGCCUUCAAGUUUUUAUAAUAUACUUUUGAACGAUUUCCUCCCCGCCUGGAGACUGGCUUCAUCUUAGAUUCCGGUAUUUCCCCCCCUUUCCUUCGGUUCAAGGGGAGCAGGAGAUUCGCUGUGGAUGUAACAGGACUUAAUGACGUUAUUUAAAUUAAAAUCAGAUAUGUCGUCUGGCAUGGCUUAAUGAAACUGCUUGGAUCCUGAAAGUUGUUUGACGCCCUUGGAUAAGACAUCUUUUUAUGAGACUAACUUUGCAUCUCCGUGCAUGCUGCGCGAACAAGAAUGAAUCGAUAAAAUCAACCCACAUGCUGGACUUCUGUAGCUGAGUGAAGUAACUUUCGGUUAAACACGGUGAUGUAUUCUCCAAUUUGUCUGACACAGGACGAGUUCCACCCGUUCAUCGAGGCCCUUCUCCCGCACGUGCGCGCCAUCGCCUACACCUGGUUCAACCUGCAGGCGCGCAAACGCAAGUACUUCAAGAAGCACGAGAAGCGGAUGUCCAAGGACGAGGAGCGCGCGGUGAAGGACGAGCUGCUGGGGGAGAAGCCCGAGAUCAAGCAGAAGUGGGCCUCGCGUCUCCUGGCCAAGCUCCGCAAGGACAUCCGCCAGGAGUACCGCGAGGACUUUGUCCUCUCCGUCACGGGCAAGAAGCACCCCUGCUGUGUGCUCUCCAACCCCGACCAGAAGGGCAAGAUCCGGCGCAUCGACUGCCUGCGGCAGGCCGACAAGGUGUGGAGGCUGGACCUGGUGAUGGUCAUCCUGUUUAAGGGCAUCCCUUUGGAAAGUACCGACGGCGAGCGGCUCGUCAAGUCGCCGCACUGCACCAACCCGGCACUUUGCGUCCAGCCGCACCACAUAACCGUUUCGGUUAAGGAGCUGGACUUGUUUCUCGCCUACUACGUCCAGGACCAAGAGUCCCAGCAGUCAGGAAGUCCCAGUAACAAUGAGCCUGGCAAAAACCCUCCUCCAGGUUACCUGGAAGACAGCUUCAUCAAAUCUGGAGUCUUCACUGUCUCUGAGUUGGUGCGAGUUUCCAGAACCGCCAUCACACACGGAGCAGCGGUGAACUUCUCCAUAACUGACAUGCCGAGUCAGCCAUACUACCAUGACCUGAACUCCAGCGUUGGGCUUCACCGGUCUCUGUCAUCGCCCCACGGCAGCAAACGGCCUAAGACCAUCGCCAUCGAGGACAGCAUGGAGACCAGCCCGUCGGGCGACUUCUACUCCUCGCCCAGCUCCCCCGCCAGCGGCAGCAGGCCCUGGCACGAGAGAGACCAAGCGGACAUGUCGUCUCCCACCAUGAAGAAGCCAGAGAAGCCAUUGUUCAGCCCCACCUCCCCCCAGGACUCUUCUUCCAGACUGACCACUUUCCCCCAGCAUCACCAUCCGGGGCUAACAGGAGUGGGACACAGCGUUAUUUCGACAAGGAGCCCGCCCCCGCACUCGCCGCUGCAGUUCUCCGGCCCCGCCAUACUCCCUCCCGCCCCGACGACCUACUUCUCCCACCCCACCAUCCGCUACCCGCCCCACCUCAACCCCCCCGACUCCCUGAAGAACUACGUACCGCCGUACGAUCCGUCCAGCCCGCAGAGCAGCCAGCCCAACAGCAGUGGACAGGUGGUGGGGAAGGUGCCUGGGCACUUCACCCCGGUGCUGGCUCCCUCCCCCCACCACAGCGCAGUGCGGCCCGUCUCGCUGUCCAUGCCCGACACCAAACCCAUCACCACGUCCACCGAAGGCUACUCAUCCCCAGGAACCCCCACAGCCAAUCGUUUUGUGGGACUGAGCUCCAGGGAUCCAGCGUUCCUACACCAGCAGCAGCUGAGGAUAUGUGACUGGACCAUGAAUCAAAACGGCAAGCAUUAUUCCCCCACUGCCACUGAGGAUACUAUGGGAAUUACUUGGCAAAGUCCUGGUACCUGGGCGAGCUUAGUCCCCUUCCAAAUGUCGAACGGGACUCCGAUUCUGCCGGCAAGUGUGCAGAACUACAGCAUAAACAUCAUUGGUGAGCCCUUCCUCCAGGCCGAGACCAGUAACUGAAAUCAGGCUGGAACAGGAAGUAAGGAAGAAAGGAAGGAAGUCAUCAGAACUUAAGGGAAAAAAAAAAAAACCAGCAAGCAGCACUUAUACAAUCUUCUGUGUACCCUGGCAGGGACACUGGCCACGAACACUACAAGGUGAAGCAGUCCGGCUUCGUUGCGUUGCUCACACCACAGUCUUUGUGUGGAGAAAUCCCCCAACCCCCCCUCCUCCACCCCCCCUUUCUUCCCCCUCCCCUGUCAAAUACUGUGAUUUACCCGAUAAACGACUUUAGAUGCCUUAAUGUUUGCAUGAUAUGCUAGUUUCUGUUAGUACUUUUCUCGAUGUUUCAGAAGCGCUAGUCCUAGUUUGAGAACAGGAUGAGACGGUUGGAUAAACUCACAGACGGGCUGAGAACAGGCCGCGGGGCGUUCGGACGAGGCCUAGCGUCGCGUUUCUGGCUCACACGGCUAUCCCGCUCACUACAUCUCCAUAGGAACGACGUGUGGAAAUCAGACUCAUUUCUUAGAUCCGCAGUUCAGUUCGUUUGUCUGUAUUUUUGUUUUUCAUAUUUUUUUUAAACCUGUAAUCCUGUUGAACCAGUGCUGAUAUUUAGUUAAAAGUAACGGUGAGCAUGUACACUUAAAAGAGUUAUGAACUCUUAAAAUAAUAUGAUGAGAAAAGAAACCUAUAUUAUUAGGUUAAGAAUUUUUUUUUUCUCCCCCUUCCGGUGCAGAAUGCAUUGAUAUUUCCUUUUAAAAAAGGAGUAAAAGAAAAAGACAAAAAAGAAUCUCUUGAGAGGCAAGUGCAAUUUAUGUUAUAACUGAAGGGAAGCUAUGGGCAGUCUACCACCCCUGAGACACUAAAAUGAAGGGGAUUCAAUGUUUUUAAGAAAACAAAAAAGAAAACCUUUUAAAGUGAUUCUAGGUUGCAUCCUCAAUUCAAAUGGGAUCGAUGAUAAACUACCGACGUCUGCGCAAAACAGGGAGCUUAUAACCUGAACACAAAUAACUAUGAAUCAAACGGCACUUACAUUCUAUUGAGCCUUGUCCUCCCUCCGAGGACUGCUUUUAUUUAUAUUUUAAAAAAAUCAAAACUACAAAAAACAAGAUACAGAGUGAGACACAAACCGUCGACGAACGACUCGUGCUUUCUAGGAGAGAUCGAGCUUUCGGCCCCUCGUGCUUCUGAAGCAACUGUUUACAAAAACGAUUUUUUGAAAAUCAGUAAAAAUAGGAAGGCUGUUCGAGCAAUUAAAAAAACAAAACGAGCGUUUGUGUCUAUAAUCCGCAUUCGGUGAAACGCUAAUCUAGAGGGAGCUGAACAGAUGCACGGUGCUUUGCGAAAACGUAAACCCAACAGACCGCAGCGACCCCCGGUCGCGGUCGGCGUUCACAGUGCGCGGCAGAGACCUUGCAUUCAAAUCUCCUGUCCAGAUAUAUAAAUAUAAAUAUAUGUGUAACUCCUCUUUCCAAUAAUCUUUAUUUGCACGAAGAUAAUAUAGUCCACAUUACGUGCCUUUCCUGUGAAUAUAGAAGAACUUCACUACACUUGUUUUUUGCUGCAUUUAUUACCAUUUUAAGAAUUAACAUUUUUAUGAUAAGAAAAAAAAAAUAUUUUGUACUCCGGAUGAAAUUGUGACAUCAUUGAUUUUAACUACAUUUACUACUUUAAUUCACAUUUAUAAUGCAUAUCAUGGCUGUGUACAGUUGCCGUUUUAAAGUUCAUAAUCAAUCAGCAUUAUUUUUCAGUAUUUUGGUGGUUUUUCUAAUAACCCUUCAUUUUUUUUUGUUUCUUCAUCUUCCAGUUACUAUAUGGGGGGUUUCAAAUGUAUAAGAAUUAUGCAAUACCAAGUUUUGCCUAUUAUAAGUAGUGCUUUUAGCUCUGUUGAUUAUUAGAAGCUAGUAUGGAGAUAGUAUGGACAAUAUUGUACACAUUUUUUUUGUUGAUGUUGUUGGUGUCGUUGACUUUGUUGUUCUUGUUGUUGUUGUUUUUUUCCCUUUUUUUGUUUACCUAAGAGAGAGCUGCUUACUAUGCAGUGUGUGACAAGGUCUUUUUUUUUAUGUUCUGUGAGAUCGAGAGGAAUGAUUUUUUUUUUCUUA
This is a messenger RNA of Conger conger (European conger), 4360 nucleotides long. RefSeq names its product nuclear factor 1 B-type. Gene Ontology annotation, cellular component: nucleus. The transcript has 12 exons. Gene Ontology annotation, molecular function: DNA-binding transcription factor activity, RNA polymerase II-specific; RNA polymerase II cis-regulatory region sequence-specific DNA binding. Bases 594 to 2279 code for a protein of 561 amino acids. NCBI's taxonomy places the organism in Eukaryota, Metazoa, Chordata, Actinopteri, Anguilliformes, Congridae. Gene Ontology annotation, biological process: regulation of transcription by RNA polymerase II. The record is from RefSeq and is a predicted model, not a curated record.